UUCUGCUUCUCAUUUUACAAGAAUGUUUGGCAUAAUCAAAAUCGUACUGCUCGCUUGUGCUUUGGCAAGCGUUCGCGGCAAGCUCAUCGGGCUCAGCUCAUCGUCGCACGAGGAUACCUGGUUGGACUUCGACGAAUGUCUGAGAAAAUGUGGUUACGAUCAUGAUUACACCUUCAAUCCUUGCCUGCUUGCUUGUCUGGAGGUGCUGAAGGGCCGCAGUAUCAAUCACCAACUUAUUUGAUGCAUUUGUUUGAUGCUAUUCUAAGUAUGUAUAAGAGUGUUGAGAA
Cylicocyclus nassatus is the source of this 287-nucleotide messenger RNA. The record is from the annotation of a GenBank genome assembly. NCBI's taxonomy places the organism in Eukaryota, Metazoa, Nematoda, Chromadorea, Rhabditida, Strongylidae.